This is a messenger RNA of Aspergillus piperis CBS 112811, 1995 nucleotides long. Its product is annotated as putative MFS sugar transporter. Gene Ontology annotation, cellular component: membrane. Bases 253 to 1779 code for a protein of 508 amino acids. The transcript has 3 exons. NCBI's taxonomy places the organism in Eukaryota, Fungi, Ascomycota, Eurotiomycetes, Eurotiales, Aspergillaceae. Gene Ontology annotation, biological process: transmembrane transport; carbohydrate transport. Gene Ontology annotation, molecular function: carbohydrate:proton symporter activity. The record is from RefSeq and is a predicted model, not a curated record.
GCUGAUGGGAUAGUCCAUUACUUGUUAUAUCCCGCGGAAGCUUAUAGUUGCCGUGUAGCACGCGCAAGCGCGAAUCACGCAACAACAGGGGUCUGCCAGCUGAGCCACCGAGACUUUGGCCUGAUCGUCUUAAAUAUCAGUGCUGGCACUGACAGGUUAUCUGGCUCUCUGUCCCCCUUACUUCCCAAAUCGGCUCUCACUGCUCCUAACCCGCACCGAAAGCGGUCGCUUUGAGGACCAGUCUUUCUCACAAUGGGUCGGAAAUUGGGCCUCUUUCGAGCUAUCUAUCUGGUGUCUGCUAGUUGCAUGGGCUCUUUCGCCUUUGCAUUCGACACCGGUGUUAUUAGCGGUGUUCUUACGCUGACCUCUUUCCAAAAUGACUUCGGAUACACGGUCGCUCAGAAAACCUCGGUCAACUCCAAUGCCGUUUCGAUCCUCCAAGCAGGCGCCUUUUUCGGCUGCUUUUUCACCACACCCAUCGCAUCCUACCUAGGCCGCCGGCUCGGCCUCAUCAUCAGUUCCCUUGUCUUCACCGUCGGUACCAUCUUGCAGGUCGUCAACUCGCAUACUCUGGGCACGUUCUAUGCUGGCCGAGUGAUAGCUGGUCUCGGCAUUGGUGCCGCAACGGUGCUGAUUCCAGUGUAUGCGGCUGAAAUGUCUCCUAAGGAUCUACGUGGCCGACUCGGGUCUUGCUUCCAGUUGUUCUUCGCUUUGGGAGUCAUGGUCGCCUAUUGGGUCACGUACGCUGUGUCGAUAGACCAGCCAUCCGCAACAAAACAAUGGCAGAUCGCACUGGGCCUGCAGCUUCUCCCCUCGUCCCUUCUCCUCUUCGGUAUGUGCACAGUUAAAGAGAGCGCUCGAUGGCUCGCCUCUAAAGGCAAAAUUGAGAAGGCUAGAGAGUCUCUCAAAUGGGUACGAGGUGGGGAAGAGACUGCGGAGCUCCAGCAAGAAUUCGAUGAAAUUCUGGCUGGUAUUGAGGAGGAAGCUCGAAUCAAGCAAGGGUUCACCUUCCGGGAACUGCUGCUUCCCGCAAAUCGCUAUCGAUUGUUCAUCGCCUUUACGAUUCAGCUAGCGGCGCAACUUACAGGAAACACGUCCCUGGCUUACUAUGCAACUCAGAUCUUCUCCGCUGUGGGUGCAGGAAACUCAAGCAAGCUGGUGACUGGCUUCUUCGGUGUGGUUAAAGUAGUCGGUGUCUCGGUCUUCCAGAUCUUCGUUAUGGAUCGCAUCGGUCGGCGAUGGCCGUUCAUGGUUGGUGCCGCCGCGAUGGGGUCGUUUAUGCUCAUCAUUGCCUGCAUCUUGGCCACACAUCCAACCAGCUCCAGCGACACCGGAAACGCCUCGCCAGCGGGAAUCGCCAUGAUCAUCAUGACAUAUUGUGAAGCAUUCAGUUUCAACAUGUCCUGGGGUCCUCUUCCCUGGCUAUACGUCGGAGAGAUUUUUUCGAGUCGCACUCGUGAGAUCGGUGUGACCGUCGGCGCAGCCUCACAAUGGCUCUUCAACUUCAUGAUGUCGCAGGUGACUCCGCAUGCGAUUGAAAAUAUCGGAUGGAGGAUGUUUCUUAUGUUUGCGAUCUUCAACUACGCGAUCGUCGUAUAUUCAUUCAUUUUCUUAAAGGAGACCUCCAACUACUCUCUCGAAGAAAUGCAAGGCGUCUUUGGCGGCAGCGACCCUACCAAGGAUGACAAACUUACGACUACUGAAACAGCAGAUAAGACACAUACCAGCGAGGUCGAGGACAAUCAAGGGACCAGCAGUGCAACGCCGAAAGAGGGAUAAUUGAUAUAUUACAUAAUCAUGAUAAUGUGUGCAUAAUAGAGACGAAGUGUUGGUGUAAUAGCAUUGCACAGCCUAUGAUAAUGGCGAGGGUCGUCUAUACAGUGACUUGACCUGGCAUCAUAAGUUACCAUCUAACGGAAUUCUUUUCUUUCGACAACACGAUAUCAACCAUAUCAUAAGUCGGAGACCUCACUUUUCCACCAUUGCAAGAACCUG